Podarcis muralis (Common wall lizard) is the source of this 800-nucleotide messenger RNA. RefSeq names its product lysozyme C, milk isozyme-like. The record is from RefSeq and is a predicted model, not a curated record. NCBI's taxonomy places the organism in Eukaryota, Metazoa, Chordata, Lepidosauria, Squamata, Lacertidae. Gene Ontology annotation, molecular function: lysozyme activity.
UCGCAAUCACCAUCCUGUUUACUGUUUGGACACUCCAGGAACUCUGGACUAUAAAAGCCACUGGGAAUCCAAGGGAACCCAAACAUCACUCUCCAGGGACUUGCAGAGAUGAAGGUUGUGGCCCUCACUCUCUUCUGCCUCCUCAUUUCCGUGAAUGAAGCCAAAGUAUUUGAGAAAUGUGAACUGGCUGCACUUCUGAAACAGCAUGGGCUGGAUGGAUACCAUGGCAUUAGCCUGGCCGACUGGAUCUGCACAGCUUAUCAUGAAAGCAAAUACGAAAGUAGCGCUGUGGGGCCACCAAACACAGAUGGCAGCCAGGACUAUGGGGUUUUUCAAAUAAACAGUCGCUAUUGGUGUGACAAUCAACAGGGCGAAACAGCCAAUGGAUGCAGAAUCUCCUGCAGUGCUUUCACAAAUGACGACAUCACAGAUGACAUUGAGUGUGCUAAGACAGUUGUUCGUGACCCCCAAGGGAUGGAUGCCUGGGUUGCUUGGAAGAACCAUUGCAAAGGAAAGGAUCUCUCCGAGUGGACAGCUGGCUGCAGCCUCUGAGCUCCAUAGUCCUGUAUGAGAUCCAGCAUUUCUCUGGAUUUUCCCUUUAGUGAAAGUGAUCUCUACAAGCAAAAUCCAGCUGCUUCUUUCUAUACAAGCAUUUACAUACUGCAACUCCCAUGGUGCAGUAGAAUAGCUUUCUUUCUAUAGGAAGGAGAAAAUGUAUUUUUAAAAAAAUGUGUCUGGAGUGGGCAGUGAUCUUGCUUGCCAUUGUGGGUUUCUCUGCUUUAAGAACUUCAAUAAAUUGA